This is a messenger RNA of Mizuhopecten yessoensis (Yesso scallop), 2657 nucleotides long. RefSeq names its product tRNA wybutosine-synthesizing protein 3 homolog. The record is from RefSeq and is a predicted model, not a curated record. Gene Ontology annotation, molecular function: tRNA methyltransferase activity. Bases 418 to 1527 code for a protein of 369 amino acids. The transcript is spliced from 7 exons. Gene Ontology annotation, biological process: tRNA methylation. Gene Ontology annotation, cellular component: cytoplasm. NCBI's taxonomy places the organism in Eukaryota, Metazoa, Mollusca, Bivalvia, Pectinida, Pectinidae.
GUUUAUCUUCACUGCAUUAAAUAUAUGUUUUUAUUAAAUAGAGAAUUCAUGAUAUUUUACAAGUAAACUGCAAUCAAUACCGAUACGGUAGGGUUUACCAACAUAUUUUUGUAGACAGUAUGCGGCCUUAAUUUCCCAGAAGGCUUUCACGCAUGGGGAAGCACCGGAAGUGGACAAAGUGUUUACAGAUCAAACCCCGGCGGCGCUUUGCGCCGCUUGGGGGUUUGAAAAAAGGCAUUGUAAAGCAUCAACCAGUGCAAUGGAAGAAAUUUAUCAAAACAAUAUUCUGAAGAUAUCCGGAACGUAAUAUCGAUCUGUUUCAAUUUUAGUUGGCAUUUAUGCAAUCAGAGUUUUGUGCACGCUUUAAUCGGACGUAGACUUGUAGAGCAUGUACAAGACCAUGACGAAAAACAAAACAUGAUGGCAGUGCUAUUCGAUAAACAGAAAUCGUUGGCGUUGAACGGCGUGGAUCUGAGCAGGAAAGGAUCUAUAGACGAGGAAAUUGUCCCAUUAGUUCAGCACAUUAAUAAUCACGUUAACUUCUUUACAACAAGCAGCUGUUCUGGAAGAAUAAUUGUUUUUGAUGAUCAUAUUGAUGAAGAAAGACCUGGUCUUAAAGUGAAGAAGAAAGGAUGUAAAUGGUUGUUUACCUCUCAUAAAGCUGCUGAUGCUGAACAAGUGAUAGAAUCUCUGAAAGACCUAAAUGGUGAUGCUGUGUUCAAGUUUGAACCCUUUGUUCUACAUGUCCAGUGCAGGAACACAGAAUAUGCACAAAGAACGCUGUGCUGUGCAGUGGCUUCAGGGUUCAGGAACUCUGGGAUAAGUCUCGGCAACAAGGGGAAAAUUAUAGUGGGAGUGAGAAGUACACAUGGACUUGAAGCACCUCUCUCUAAGGAUGGCAAUCUCUUGGUCUCCAUGGAGUUCAUUAAAUUUUUGACAAAGUCAGCAAAUAAGAAAUUGGAGGAAAAUUUUCUGAGGAUCCAGAAAUUCUUUGAAAGCAUGAAGAAAAUCGAUUUUAUGGAGAAUAAGCUUGCUAGAAGGGAGAGGAAAAGGAAGGAUAAAAAAUCAUUCGGAGACAAUGAGGUUGAGUCUGUUAGGGGUGUAAAGGGUGGUACUAGAGGUGAUCUAGAUUUACAUGUUAGACAAUACUCUCCUGGAAAAAUUGGUGUCACAAGUGUUGGAACAGCAAAGGAUAACAUUGCAAGGGGUAGUUGUGAGGCUGUAGAUGGAUCUGAUGAAGACAGUAGCAGUGGAACUCCAGUCAAUGAGGAUACAUCUACCAGUAUAGGUAGUGAUGUGCUUGAUGAGGAGAGGUUUAGUCAAGGUGGACAGACCAGCCCUCCCCGAGAGUGCCAAGACAAAGAGGACAGAACCACAGGUAGAAAAACCAGCCCUUACCAAAAGAAUAUGGACAAAAAGGACAGAACCACAGAUGGACAAGCAAGCCCUAGUCCAGAGUGCCAAGACAAAGAGGACAGAACCACAAUUGACAUUGAAAAGUGUUUCCUAUCAAAGGAUGUCACCUGAUGAAAUGAAGGGCUGAAAUAUUUACAAUGCUGCCCCAGAUUCAAAGCUGUGAUUAGAUUGUCACUCCAAGAUACUAAUCAGAUUCUUGGAACCAUUAGGUCUGUGAUACAAUGAUUUAUCAUUAAAGUAGUCUAUUGAUACAGGAGAAAGGUCAGUCAUAUUACAUGUAUAGAGGCAGAACAUUUCUUAUUGAGGUGUCUUUGAAGCCAUGAUUAAAAAUUAGGUAGAACAGUCUCCAUGUGCUGUUUAGAUAUUUUUAUCUUCAAAACGAUUCACUUUUUCCUUUAUUAAACAACUUUGUUAAUUUCUAUUUAAUCUUUUAUGUAUUCUUAAUAUAUGUGCAGGUGAGGAACUUUUGCAUAGUUACAAAUGUAAACUUUAUUAAUUUUGCGACAAUUAUGAAACAAGUUUUCCAACUCUUACUAAUGGCCUUUGUACUUUGUAUCUAUGUGUUUUUGUAUGUAAAGAGGAGCUCACUGCUAGUAUCUUGUGUGAACUGGGAAAUCACAUACAGUGUGUGCAUCUAGCCUUGUUAUAAAAAACAAGCUUUGCAUGUAAAGUGUUGGAAGAUUUUUUAAAUUAUCAAGAGUACAUAUUCACUAAUAUCUAUAGGUACCUGUGUAAGUUAAUCCUGAUUUAUAAGAGCUAAGUUCACGGGUGCCUUCGAAGCUCUUUACCGGUUAUAUGUACGUGUACAUAGAUCUGAUCCAACCAAACUGAUUCCAUCAAUGAAUCGUACAGAUACAGCCUAGAAACUUUUCGUACUUCCGAUUUCAUGGAGCCCAUACAUAUGCCUAAUCGAAUAAUAGAGCGACAUAUAAUGUAGCACAGAAAUUAUGUAUUCGAAACUACGAUUUUUUCAAAAAAUAUUGACCAUAUUCAGAACACUGAGCGAGUUUAUUACCACGAUUUCUUUACUUUUCUUCCGAAUGAAGAAAAUGAGUUAGCAUGGUCAUCAAAAAGCUUACAUUAAUGUAGUCUCAUUCAACCAGACUCUUAUUGUCUGCGGUUGAACGAAACAAAAAAUAAUGUCACAAACACAUAGCGUCUAAGGGUGCAUAAUAAUGUGAUUAUAUUGUAAAUUUGGGAAAGCAAUAAAUAAUGUGAUACUAACAUCUUUCUUAACAUAC